AACGGGGUGACUGCGCAGGCGCGAGCGGCGCGGUCCGCGCGAGGCUCUUCCGCUGGGUGACCCUCCGACCCUGCUGUCCCGGCGCGGCCAUGGCAGUUGUCAGGGCCCUGGUGGCUCCCCGGCUGGCGGCGGCCUCCACGUUCGCGCCGCUCCCCGGCCUGCGGCCGCUCCUGCCCCACAAACCAGCGCCGUCCCCGCGCGCGGCCCUCCACGGCUCCGCGCCGCGCCCUGGGGCCAGGGUCGCGCUGGUGCUGUCCGGGUGCGGGGUCUACGACGGGACGGAGCUGCACGAGGCCUCCGCGGCGCUGGUGCACCUGAGCCGCGGCGGCGCUGAGGUCCAGAUCUUCGCUCCUGACGUCCCUCAGCUGCAUGUGAUUGACCACACCAAGGGGCAGCCUUCUGAGAGCGAGAGCAGGAAUGUUCUGACGGAGUCGGCAAGGAUUGCCCGCGGCAAGAUCACCGACCUGGCCCAGCUCAGCGCCGCCAACCAUGACGCAGCCAUCUUCCCUGGGGGUUUCGGAGCCGCCAAAAACCUGAGCACGUUUGCCGUGGACGGGAAAGACUGCAAAGUCAACAAAGACGUGGAGCGCGUCCUGAAGGAGUUCCACAAGGCGGGGAAGCCCAUCGGCUUGUGCUGUAUUGCCCCCGUCCUCGCGGCCAAAGUGCUCCGUGGCGUGGAGGUCACCGUGGGCCAUGAGCAGGAGGAAGGUGGCAAGUGGCCGUACGCCGGGACCGCAGAGGCCAUCAAAGCGCUGGGCGCCAAGCACUGUGUGAAGGGUGUGACAGAAGCACACGUGGACCAGAAGAACAAGGUGGUCACCACCCCGGCCUUCAUGUGCGAGACCGAGCUGCACCACAUCCACGAUGGGAUCGGGGCCAUGGUGGCCAAGGUGCUGGAGCUCGCCCGGAAGUGACGCCGCAUGGCCGUGCGCUCCACUUCGUCGCCCAGGCGAGCUGCUGGCCUGUUGGCCCGUCCUCCCUGAACAUGGCAGGAGUUUAUUUUUCUGCUUCCGUCUGUGGGUGUUUCCUACCUGAGAGCUCGUGGCGUGCCUGGGGUUGGGCAGGCGGGUGUGAGUGCCGCCCCCCACUCAGCUCCCCUUCCUUCCUCGGGGGCCGAGCGGCGGCUGGCACCCCCUCUCAGCCUUUGGGGUGUACAAGCGACUUGAUCCCAGUGUAGCCCAAAAAUUAAGAUCAGGGUUCAGCUUUCUCAGGAAAAGUAUCAGGUAAACAUGUGAUUCUGUAAUCUUAGAAUACUUGCUUCAGAAUCUUAGUGUUUGGAAGGGAAAGGGGAUUUGAAGUGUGUCAAUGUAGUCAUCAGAAACCAGGAACAUGCUAAUUCACAGUGAAAGGUCCUCUAAUCUGGAGUAAAUACAUACUAAUUAAAACCUCAUGGGGAUUUCGGUACCAGGCAGGCCCUUUGGCCACCAGCAAUAAAGUCCUUUGGAAAAUGGACACCGCCAGCUGCGUUUCGGGUCUGACACUGGCAGAUGAGGAAUGUAAAUGAGGUUUCUGAAACUAAUCUCAGUUCUCUAAACACCAGGGAGAAAGGGAAGUCACAGACGCUCGGCCUGCGUGGUUGACCUGCUGGGUGGUGACUGUUGGGUUGGUCCCAGGCCACAAAUGGCGGCUCACACGGGACGUAGAGCAGGAGCAGUAAAUUCUGCCAUGUUCA
Molecule: messenger RNA, 1672 nt
Organism: Rhinolophus ferrumequinum (greater horseshoe bat)
Lineage: Eukaryota; Metazoa; Chordata; Mammalia; Chiroptera; Rhinolophidae
Gene: GATD3
Product: glutamine amidotransferase class 1 domain containing 3
Exons: 7
Coding region: 90-914 (274 amino acids)
Cellular component (GO): mitochondrion
Source: RefSeq, a predicted model, not a curated record